Molecule: messenger RNA, 1018 nt
Organism: Darwinula stevensoni
Lineage: Eukaryota; Metazoa; Arthropoda; Ostracoda; Podocopida; Darwinulidae
Source: the annotation of a GenBank genome assembly
AUGGCCAAAACCGCGUCGGAGGAUGAUGAAGCUCCUCUUCUGCAUCUCGAUCUGCUUCUUCUUGACGGCGAUGGCGGCUAUCAAUUCGGGAAACUUUUACGCCCCUACGGUCUUCAAGAUGAAGAUUUUGUCCCCAAUUCCGAAACGACGUGCUACAGUUUCUCCAUCACAAAGUCGGCAGGACUCGCGACGUGUCGGUUGGGUGGCGCGUACGACCCGACGAGGAUUUCCGAUCCCGACAGCGAGUUCUUCUUCAAGGAUGUGCCUCCGGAUACUUACUUCACUGACAUAUUUCAGUCACUCUACUUCCAUUCCAUCAUGGCUUUAAAAAUGACAUAUGACUCUCCGGAAGGCUACAAUCUGGUGCCAGGAACAAAGAGCUACGUGAAGAUCGUGUUGGACACGACGAAGACCUCUGCAGAAGCGAAGACGGAGUGCGAGAAGGACGGCGCUGGCCUCGCCAUCCCCAACCAGGAACCCGUGCACAACUACCUCAACGAGACCAUGAUGGAAAACGCAGCGAAGCUCACAACUACCCACUACAACUUCUGGGUCGAUGGGAAGGCCUUUCCACCGAACCACUUUGUUUGGUUUUUCAGGGACGGCACAAAUGUGACAAUCACUGCAAUAGGUCAAGGCCACUUCCAUCGGAUCGAACCGGAUUAUGGGGAUGGAUGCCUCGCGGUGGCCUAUAAGUAUUUAUGGGCGGCACCGUACUCCUACGGGAACUGGGUGGAAGCCGGUUCAUGCACCGGGCCGAGAUCUGGAUACUUUUGCGAAAUCAGGGUCCCCGACGUGAUCCCACGUUGAGAAGCCCGAGGCAAAUGCCGGAGGAACGAAAAAUGGUCCGAACGUCAAACUCCUUGUCUCUACUGGGGUAUGGGCACUUUUCACCUUGUACCAGAUUAAGACUUGCACACGACGUCGCUAUGCCUAUUGAAUUCCUUGCUUUUCCGUAAGGAAUGUCAACACUCAACGCUUUUGAAUUUUUUUUAAUUCAGGGAUGUUAAAAUAGUAG